CAUCCAUCCAUCCAUCGCGGCCACAGGCCCUGGGAUCAGCUGACCCCGAAUCCUAGCCCUCUUUCAGGCGCCCCCCACUCCCCGUCCCUGCUAGUGGGCUGGUUACCAUGGUGAAGUUAGCAGCCAAAUGCAUCCUGGCAGGAGACUCGGCUGUAGGCAAGACAGCCCUGGUGCAGAUGUUCCGCAGCGAUGGGACCCAUUUCCAGAAGAACUAUACUCUGACAACAGGUGUGGAUUUGGUGGUGAAGACAGUGCCAGUUCUUGACACAAAUGACAGCGUGGAACUCUUCAUUUUUGACUCAGCCGGCAAGGAGCUGUUCUCUGAAAUGCUGGAUAAAUUGUGGGAGAAUCCCAAUGUCCUGUGUCUCGUCUAUGAUGUGACCAAUGAGCAGUCCUUCAUCAGCUGCACCAGGUGGCUGGAGAAGGUCCGGGCCCAGACUCCGGGUACCUUCCUCCCAGGUGUUUUAGUGGGGACUAAGACAGACCUGGCUGGCCGACGAACAGUGGAUUCUGCGCAGGCCCAGGCGUGGGCACUGGGCCAAGGCCUGGAAUUCUUUGAAACAUCUGUGGUGCAAAAUCUAAAUUCUGCAUUCCAGCCAGAAUGCUGACACUCCACCCAGAAUGCUCAGUGUGUGUCCUGAGAGUCCUCUGUGUGGCCCCAGGAAGCAGGACAGACAGCCCACCCUAGGCAAAGCUGCGUGCAUCUCAGGAAGACUUUGAAGUGGAAGGUGUUCCAUCUCCCUGACCCUUGAACUCUGUGAGCACUGCAGAAGGACACAGCACUUACUGUUGGCUUCAGUGGCACCUCCCGGAUAGCUCUGCGAGACAGGAAUUGUCCUGUCCCCAACUCAAUGUUGAAGUGAAAAAUGACUAUCCCAGGCCCACAUGACUGGGGUGCACCCAGCCCCAAGACCACCACCACCACCACCACCCCAUCCCCCCCACCCCUGGCCUCUCAUCGCAUAGGAGCAUCUAGUGUCAUCUUUGAUGUAAGAGCCUUCCUGCCGUGAGAAACCCUGAGUGAUGGGUCACUGGCGUCAUCGGGGCUGUCUAGCACAGUGACAGAUCUUCUGACAUUUGGAACGUUGAAAGGUUCCGGGCACGUGGUUCUGACCACACCACAUGCCUGUUCUGAGCCUCCCACCACAGGCAUGCAGACGGCCCAGACACCAGUGUCUCAUAAGAAGCCGUGGCCCUCCCUCGCUCAGGAGCAUUGCCCAAGAGUCCUGCCAGGCCUGCAGUGGGGUCUGACCUUGAGGUCUCUAGACCCAGUUCUUUGGCUUUCCAAAAGAGUCAGCGGGGGUAGAGCAUACCCUGGGUGUCACCUCCUCCAGCUGCAGGCUCUGUGCUGUGUGGAUGUAGACAUCUCUAGUGUCCCACACUGGCACACUUCCCCAGAGAAGGCGUAGCCUUCAGGGCAAAAGUUCUGCCUUCCCAUGGCAUGGAGCGCAUCUGGCUCUGGGACCCCUGGGAAUGGGAUGUACACCAUGGGGCCUCAGCCUCCUCACCCGCAAGGACAGGGAUAGGAAACUGCCCUUUGCUGAUUAUCACACACAGGCAUGUAAAACACGUAACACAGCGUCUAGUCUAGUUGAGUAAACACUCAACAUGCUAGCGUUUUAUAACAGGACUGCUCCCCAAUACGGUGUUUCUAUUGUUACUACUUACUAGACCCCAGAACCAAUGUCUGGUACAGAGAUGGAUGUCACCCCUGCCUCGAGUCCAAUUACCACGAUACUCGAUUAAUGAAGUUCAAAGGCAAGAGCUCGCCCUGCCCAGGGCUCCCCGGCCGUGCCGUGCUGUGCCGUGCCGUGCCGUGCCGUGCCGUGCCGUACACUUUGGAGCGAGCAGUGAGCUGUAGACCCAUAGCUCCCCAUUCCCUCCUCCUCCCCCUUCGUCAGCCACACCAUCCCCUCCCCCCAACACCCCAUAUUUCCCAGAAAUUAAAACCUGCCCCGACACAUCAGUCACCCCAGGCCACUGGUCAGCUCCGUUCGGGUGUCAGCGAGGAUGCGCAUAAAUCCUGCUUGAAGAGGCUGCAGUUGAGCACUCGGUAUUAACCGUGCCAGUUAACUAGUCCCCCCUGAGUUGCCGCUAACAGGAGCGCCACUGGCAGCCCGGUUAAGAAAGCUGUAAUUAAAAAGGGAACAUAACCCAAUGUGGUUUGAGACGCUGCCAAGCCCGUCCUCCUCCUCCGCUCCUUCCCAAGUGCGGCCGCCUCGGGGAGAGACCCCCAUGGUUCUUCAGCUCUUAAGCACCCCUUCAUGUCUGACAUUUCCGGGCCCCCCAAAAAAGUCAAAAAAAAAAAAAAAGGAUGUCUUUGAACAAAGUUUAAAGAAUUUUCUAAACCAA
Peromyscus maniculatus bairdii (prairie deer mouse) is the source of this 2352-nucleotide messenger RNA. It is a transcript of the gene Ift27, whose product is annotated as intraflagellar transport 27. NCBI's taxonomy places the organism in Eukaryota, Metazoa, Chordata, Mammalia, Rodentia, Cricetidae. Gene Ontology annotation, molecular function: GTPase activity; GTP binding. The record is from RefSeq and is a predicted model, not a curated record.